UUACAUAGUCUGUGAUAGUCUGGCAGCUGGCAAUCGUCUGGUAGACAUGUGGAUAGAAGUUAUUACCAAUAGCAUAUGUCGACAAAAAUUGUUUAUUUAAUACGAAAAAACAGACCAACGAUAUAAUGAAUACACGAAAAAGAAAUAAUAGAUACAUUUCGAAUCAAUAUAACAAUCAUAAAAGACGCAAACAAUCUGUAUUAGAAAUUGGUAUGACAGGAUUUUUAUGCACAUGCAACUUUCAUGAAAGAGGCUGUAUCACAGAUGCCUAUAAACUGCUCAAUUUAUUUGCUAAUGAGGAAUCUACAUCAGAGAUAAAUAAGGAAUUUGAACCAUCAAACACAACAAAUAUACUCGAUAAGAAAGAGAUUAAUAAAUCUGUAGAAAACAUUGAGAAAGAUGAAGACAUUUUAACUACUUUGGAAAGAGAAAUUAAUGAACUUAGAACAGAGCAAGAAAUGCCAUUAUCUGCUAGAAAAUUUCAAGUAGUAGAUACAGGUGUUAAAAAUAUGAUUUUUAUAUCAAGUACUUUUUCAAAUCCAUUAGAGUUGGUCACCAAAAUUGUUACUAAGUUAGAUGCAACUAAAGAACAAUAUACUAGAUAUUUAUUAAGAUUGCUUCCAAUUGAAGUUACAUGCAAAGCAUAUAUGGAUAACAUAAGAAUAAAAGCAAACACAUUAUUUGAGAAAUACUUUGCCCAAGAACCUAAAACAUUUAGCAUUAUAUUUAAUCGCCGCAGUAAUAAUAAUAUUAAAAGGGAGGAAAUCAUUAAAGAUUUAGCGGAAAUAAUUUUGCGAAAAAAUCCGGGUAACAAAGCAGAUUUAAAAAAUCCAGAAAUAGCUGUGAUUGUUGAAGUAAUUCGUGGAAUUUGCUUACUUUCUAUUGCUCCUAAUUAUUAUAAGUUUAAAAAAUAUAAUCUUCUUGAAAUAUGCCGCAGUACAAAAAAUAAGAUAAUUUCCAAUAUAGAAAUGACAGAAACAACAAGUGAAGAAAAUAAAAAUGAUUCAGAUACAAUUAUAUUGAAUUCAUGUGAAAUUGAGGAAUCUAUCAAUGAGGAUGAAAGUUUGGAUACACAAAUUGAAGAGAAAAAUGAUAACUAGGCAUGCUUAAAAUAGAUUUGAUAUACAUAAUAUGUUACUAUAUUA
This is a messenger RNA of Linepithema humile (Argentine ant), 1145 nucleotides long. RefSeq names its product THUMP domain-containing protein 1 homolog. Gene Ontology annotation, biological process: tRNA modification. Lineage: Eukaryota; Metazoa; Arthropoda; Insecta; Hymenoptera; Formicidae. The record is from RefSeq and is a predicted model, not a curated record. Gene Ontology annotation, molecular function: RNA binding.